AGCCGGUCAAGCCACGAGCCGGCUCAACCUAGUUGCGUCGAGACGUCUCCGGGGUCAUAUCGGUGCCAAUGACGCUGAGGGUGCUGCUGGUCCUUGGCUGGGCAGCUUCCGUGAACGGUGAAGGAUGCGCGGUGCCCAUGACCUUUCCACAGAGCUCCACUGUGACGAGGUCCUUUUGGUCGCCCAACGCGAAGGUGGACUUCUCUCCGAUGACCUUCAUUCACACCGACGGCUACUGUCGCAAAGGGGAGUCCUGGCCCCACGACCCUGCUUUGCAGACCAACGUCGGGCAGGUCCAUGGAGCACCGAACAACGCGUUUGGGGACAAGCUGUGGUUUUGCUUCGAAGAGCCUCGCUCGGUCAUCGGCUGCAUGGCCGAGUGCGAGGCCCGUGACUUCUGCGGAUCCUUCGACCGCGGCACGGUGCCGCAGUCAGAGUGUUGCCUUUUCUACAAAGGCAACACAGGGGACGGUGAAGCACAGCGCGAGUGCUUUGUGAAGAAGACGUUGCCCAACGAGCUGCUCCCAGCGAACCACUUAUCAGGGACCUCAGUCGGAGUGGUGCCUGUGCCCUUCAUUCGCUACUUGAAGCUUACCUCCAACAAUGAGGGCCUCAAUGCAGAUAGUCAGCAGGGAUAUUGCCCUUUUUGGACUUGGUGUGGCUUCGUCGUCAAGGACUGCUUCGGGGGGCUCCUCUAUGAUGUGGUGCUCCAGAGGACCACUGACAUGGACGCCUCCGGCCAAGAAAUGUUAGGGACCUCCGUCCUCGCCUACGUCGUCAAGAACGCCGCCGGCGACAUCUUGGGACGCACGGCCAAGCUCACCGACGGUUCAGAGCCAAUCCUCAUCUUCAACAAGGACAACCAGCCGGUGGCAGUCAUGGUCACGCCGGCCGGCAUUCUGAUGCGAGCUCUCUUCGACAUGACGUGGUAUGUGAACGUAUUGAAUCCGGACAUCCCAGUGCAGCAGGAGCCCAUGACUGAUCCCAGGCUCUUGACCUUCAUUGUCACCUACCAAUUCAGGGGCCUGGGCUUCUUCGGCACCUUUGUCACCUUGCUCAUCUUUUUCCUCGUCCUCUCGGUGGUGUGCUACCUCCUCUACCUGCGCUUCUACGCCUCGGCCUGGCUGGGCCCGAGCAGCCUCCGGCUCUGGCUGUCGGAAUGGUGCGGUUGCUGCUUCCCCAAGCGUUCUCAGCUGUUGAUCGACCACGAGGGCUAUGCGUGCUGCGGCGGGCGAGGAAAGCCCAGCAAGUGGAGCACAGAGAUCAACUCCCUCACGCCCAUUGAGUAGACGAAAACCACGCCAUGGACGUUUCCACGUGAGUCAGCUGGUGAGUGGCUGCAAUCGGAAAAUCGGCAUCCGCUGCAGGUGUGGCUAGACUAGUCCCA
Durusdinium trenchii is the source of this 1387-nucleotide messenger RNA. Lineage: Eukaryota; Dinophyceae; Suessiales; Symbiodiniaceae. The record is from the annotation of a GenBank genome assembly.